Drosophila busckii is the source of this 499-nucleotide messenger RNA. RefSeq lists its product as uncharacterized. The record is from RefSeq and is a predicted model, not a curated record. Bases 25 to 372 code for a protein of 115 amino acids. NCBI's taxonomy places the organism in Eukaryota, Metazoa, Arthropoda, Insecta, Diptera, Drosophilidae. The transcript has a single exon.
UAAGCAGCAAACACGCAGCCAAAGAUGAAAUCCAUCAUUAUACUUAGCCUAAGCUUGAGCUUGCUCUGCGUGCAGGCAGCGCAUUUGCCACGGCGACGCGAUGCGAAUCCACAGCCUGCACCACAAGCAAUGGAUGAGCAUAUUUUUGAGCUGACAUCCGCCGAGCGAGCAGGCGCCGCCGCCGCCGCCAGCAGCACACCCAAGCCGCUGGGCAUUGUAUCCAUCAAGACGCGCGCCGUUGCCAUGGAUCGUGGCUUGUGCCUGGAGCGCUCGCGCUAUCAUCCACAUUUUCCCAAGUGCCAUUUGUACUGCAAGCAUUUGGACCAUUGGAUUGGCCAGUGUCGACGCGAGAGCUGCCACUGCAUCUCCUGAGCGCUCUAUACACUAUACAGUUAUUUUAAUAAUAAUGUGCAAGUUUCAUUUUAAUUAGCGACCUAAGUGCGCUACACAAUUACAAAAGUGCCUGCUUAUUAAUGUUGCAAUAACUUUUUGCUUUUUG